UCUUUCCCUCUCUUCCCCUCUAACAUAUCACAGGUAUCCAAUACUACCUACCUACAAAAACUUCAUCAAUACUCCAUCUUCUCUUUCACUCCAACAUCCCCCGUACAGUUUCUACACAACUUCUUUCAAUAACCUCAUUUACAACGGCACUGUACAAUACACAUCAACAGUAGAAAAUACUACAUAAGAAUAUCAAUCGUUCUUCGCCCAACUAUCAUUUUCAUACCACCAAAGAAGAAAGUUGCUUUGUCAUAUCAAAAAGACAUCGUCAUCGUACCAAAAAGAAGUUUGCCAACCUACCCAUCUACCUACCUGCUCUUCUACCCGUUUGGAUAAUUUGAAAUACAUACCUACCUGGGUAGAUUCUGUUGAUCGAAAUCAUUCAAAAGGGAAUAUAGAUUACCUUCACAGGGACGAUUACAAUAUACGCAAUCACGUCACGUCACAUCACACCUACAAUCAGAUUAUCAUACCUACCACGCCUACAUAAACAUUGUUAUUGAAAAGAGAAGAGAUAGGAAGAAAAAGGACAAACACCGUGGAUUCCGCAUAAAACUUCCGCGUCUCCCCUCCUCCUCCUCCUCGUCGUCCUCUCCUUCUCGUCCUCUAUCCCUCUAUCCCUCGAUCCCUCGACCUCUUCAUCUCCUUCAUUCCAACGAAAGAGGAAACGGUCAAAUUUAUACAUCCAUACAUCCAUACAAGCUACACCCUCAUUCUCACUCAUUCAUCCUGCCGCUAAUUAAUCAAACAUCUGGAACUUCAAACUUCAUUUCGCCCUUCAUUUGCUUUUCGAUUCAAACCCCCACAACUUACAAAUCCACAUUAUUAUCGACUCCUGAACAAUUUCAAUCCUCGGUUCCCUACUUAUACUUUGCAGAUUUGACAAGGAAUUUGGUAGAGGACCACAAUUACUAAAUUGGAAGAUCGUCAAGCAGUCGGAAUCGAAUCCACAACUUGACACAAAUUCCUCGAAUCAAAUUCGGUUCUGAAUUCAAUUUGAGCAGAGGGUAUCAAGGGAGACGAACGGGGAUAUAAGAUUACGAUUGUACAUCAAGCAUUUUCGCAUCUCACAUCCUGUCCCAUCGCUAUCCACAUUUCUUUCCCUCCCCCUCCUAUCCCUUCCUUACCAUCUUUGAGGUUCCCCAAAGGAUUUUAAUUUGUUUGAUUGCGAGCAAUUAAUCCUGAGACUUAAAGUGAAAGGACCAAGGAAAAGAAGAGAGGACGACACGACGCCUUUCUCGAGCUUAAGGGGGAACGGAAUAUCAGAUCAAUCAAUAUUGACAUUAGUAUUGAUAUUGGUAUCCAAUCGAUUUUACACGUCUCAAACACAAAUUUACACACCACAGAGGUGGUGAGUGCUUGCUUAGGCCUCGGUCGGUAAGGAAUUCACCGUUUAUCCUGACACGGACCAAAAUCGAUCGGUCUGUUCUCUUUUACCUUGCUCACCCGGGCGGUUUCCUCUUGAUUCAAUUACAGUACGAUAUAGUACAGUACUCGUGUACAAGUUGCUCUAAACGCGGGAGAGCUAGAGGAACCAACAAGAUUCAUCAAACCCAUCUCAUCCCAAUCUCCAAGAAACGGAUUCACUCUUCCAAAUCAGUCAACCUCCUACUACCUUACGCACAACCAGUCAUCGUCAUCCAUCACCCACAUACUUCUUGUUUUCCCUGGACUAGAAAGAAACCUAUCAAACUUUCAAACAUCCCUCAAAAAGAGGAACGAACGAAUAAGAAAACUUUAUUUGCCUUCUACACCAAUACAACGACGUCAAAUUGAAAAAUAAACCGGAUCACAUUCCCCUGAUUCCUUUAAUCAACGCAUCACAACUUAUUACAGUGAUUAAUUCUGGGAUCUGUGUCGUCAUCACAAUCAUUGCCACAAUGUCGUUAAGCUCUAUCCAACCAGACUUUGAUGGCAAUCGAUCGCCUGGACUUUCAGCCAAUCUAUCAUCCAACAACCCCUUUAGGAAUCGAGCCGUGUCUCCAGCUAUGCCUUCUUCUACCCAGCGUUCCCCCCGAGUACCUCCUCCAAGACCUCUAUCACGAAAUCCAUUUCUCGAUUCUUCAACUACGAAUCAAACAUCAUCAAGCACCAUGGCAUUUUCUCGAACAAGUCCGACUUCAUCAGGGCCAGCUCUAACAGGAAACGCAGCGGAUUUAUUUGACGAACUCACAAUCGGAGAUAAACCCGUUCCGAACAGAAAUAACAAACCGGGGAUGGUGCGCUCAAACACAGGCACGACCCGACCACAGGCAGAGAACAUCCCUCCGGGAAGGCCAUCGGGACAUAGACCAAUGAGGUCACAGGAAGAGGCAAUGCGUGCGAGAAGAGCAGCUGGAAAGCCAUCUUCAAGCAGCAGGCCACGCGAAGAAGAAUUAGAUAUUUUUGCCGACCCCAACGAUAGCCCAAGACAAAGAACAAGACGCAACUCCGACACAUCUAUCAUGGAACGAAAACCCAAAUUACUUGAUCCAGAAGAUCAACGUAGACGCUUAGAGAAAGAAAAGAGACAUCGUGAUCGUAAGCGCGCUGCAGAAAAGACCAAGAAGAAGGCACCUCUCGAUGUUAUUGAUCAACUAGACGCCACCAGCAUUUUCGGAAUUGGCACAUUCCAUCAUGAUGGGCCAUUUGAUGCCUGCAACCCAGACCGUAAUCGAGCAGGAAGUCGUCGUGCACCAAUGCAAGCCUUCGCUAAAGAUUCAGCCAACAAUUCUCUUGGUGGUGGAGGACCUCUGAACAAGAAACCUGAUCAUGCAACUUUUAUGGGCAAUAAUGACGCAGAAGCACAUCUUGAUUAUUCCCGUGGGGGAGAUAAAGUCGAUAAUUUUGAACCUUAUACUCAUCGCCCGGGAAUGCCUAGCCGCACAGAAUCUGCCAUUGAAAGUGCAACUACACGUGUUGAGCCAGUUCAUGGUGAAGAAUCCAUGGGCCUGGGAACCUCUACUUUCCUUGAAGGUGCUCCAGCCUCUCGUUCGGCUGUUCAAAAGAACCAGAAUGAGCAAUUUGGUAUGGAUGGCGGGCUAUCUCGAAAGAAGUCAUUGGCACAGAAGAUCCGCGGCAUCAAUAGCCGGCGCGAUUACGGACCUUCUGGUAGAAUGACUAGCCCAGAAGGCAUGUACAACGCCACUUCUCCAGACGGAUACACUCCCGUUGGAAGUAGGACAAAUGAAGCCAACCCAUUUUUCAAUGAAUUUGGCAAGGGCGACGAUACUAUCAAGGAGGAAACAGUCACAUUUGCUGAACUGCCACCAAGACCCGGUCGCUCUCGUGCACCUUCUAACCCCCCAGGAAUCGAAAGGCGUGUCACUAGCGAUAGCAUCGGGGAUUCUUCCAGACCUCCCGUGUCCAAUGGUGGAGGAGGGUUCUUGUCUAGAGUUAAGAGUUUGAAGGGAGGGCCACGAAAGCCAAGGGUUGAGAAUAAGCCAUUGCCAACACCAACACCUCAGCUACUUUGAAUUAGCAAUCGACAUCAAGUUCGUCGUUCGUCUCUUUAUUACACUCUAGAUAAUAAGGACCUAGACGCCUGCGUCUGAUUUAACAAUCAUCGAGCACGCAUAAUUACCACAUUUCGUUCUCCUUUCCCUGCACUGCUAUUACCCUUCAUGUGGUAUAUCACUCUUGCCUAACAUCCCCGAGUUUGGAUAUGGUACUCUGCGUGAACUUUCGGACUAAAGACCUUUUCAUAUUUUUUCACUUGAGCUUCGACUUUGGUUCUUACAUCAUGAAGAAUCUUUCUUUUUUUGAAUUAUUUUGAGGGGCCGAAUGGCCCACAAAUUGUUAUUUGAUUUCAUAGGCGUAUGGGAGUACACAUGAACAACCCCGUAGCUCGACGAGGUUGGGGGCGACGAGGAAGAUAGGAAAUCUUUUUUAAUGCCAGUGAGAUUUGAGGACUGGAAAGGGUUUUGAGAAACACGGUUAGGGUUAGUGACUGGAUUGAAUGGACUCAGAUGUGCCUCUUCUUGUGAAUUUGGUUAGAGGUUAGACGGUCUUGAGGAAAGAGACAGUUGUUGGAUUGAAAUCGGGUACGAGAGUAAUGUAGACUCUAUGAUCAAAGGUUAAGGGGCGGAUAAGAGCGGCAGGGGUAGGAUUGUUGGGUAGAAAGGAGAAACCUAGUAGUAGAUGACAAUGCACACGUACACUCAAUAAAUUGAAUUGAUUGGCAA
Molecule: messenger RNA, 4163 nt
Organism: Botrytis sinoallii
Lineage: Eukaryota; Fungi; Ascomycota; Leotiomycetes; Helotiales; Sclerotiniaceae
Exons: 4
Coding region: 1881-3455 (524 amino acids)
Cellular component (GO): cytoplasm
Source: RefSeq, a predicted model, not a curated record